Dovyalis caffra is the source of this 2370-nucleotide messenger RNA. NCBI's taxonomy places the organism in Eukaryota, Viridiplantae, Streptophyta, Magnoliopsida, Malpighiales, Salicaceae. The record is from the annotation of a GenBank genome assembly.
AUGGGCGUAGGAGGUGAUGAUCUGUAUACAGAGCUAUGGAAGGCAUGUGCAGGGCCAUUGGUGGAUGUCCCAAAGGCUGGAGAGAGAGUUUUUUACUUCCCUCAAGGUCACAUGGAACAAUUAGAAGCAUCAACAAAUCAAGAACUGAAUCAGCAAAUCCCACGGUUUAAUCUUCAUCCUAAGAUCCUUUGUCGUGUCGUAAACAUUCAACUGCUGGCUGAACAAGACACGGAUGAGGUUUAUGCUCAGAUUACUCUGCACCCAGAAGUGGAUCAAACCGAACCUACAAGUCCAGACCCUUGUCCACCUGAGCCGGCAAAGCCAACAGUUCAUUCCUUUUGCAAAAUUCUAACAGCUUCUGAUACUAGCACUCAUGGAGGGUUCUCUGUUCUCAGAAAGCAUGCCACUGAAUGCUUGCCUCCUUUGGACAUGAGCCAAGCAACGCCGACCCAGGAACUGGCUGCCAGAGACCUUCAUGGCUAUGAGUGGCGGUUCAAGCAUAUAUUUAGAGGUCAACCCCGGAGGCAUCUGCUUACAACAGGAUGGAGCACAUUUGUCACUUCCAAAAGACUGGUUGCAGGAGAUGCUUUUGUGUUUCUUAGAGGUGAUAAUGGGGAAUUACGAGUUGGGGUCCGACGUCUUGCUCGUCAGCAAAGCUCCAUUCCGUCAUCUGUGAUAUCCAGCCAAAGCAUGCAUUUAGGAGUGCUUGCUACUGCCUCUCAUGCUGUUUUGACACAGACCCUCUUUGUUGUGUACUACAAGCCAAGGACGAACCAGUAUAUCAUUGGGCUGAACAAAUAUCUAGAGGCUGUUAAGAAUGGAUUUUCUGUUGGUAUGCGCUUCAAGAUGAGAUUUGAGGGAGAGGAUUCUCCUGAGAGAAGGUUCACAGGUACCAUAGUUGGAGUUGGAGAUAUUUCUCCAGAGUGGUCUGGCUCUAUAUGGCGAUCGUUGAAGAUUCAAUGGGAUGAACCAGCAACAAUUCAAAGGCCAGAGAGAGUUUCUCCAUGGGACAUAGAACCUUUUGCAGCCCCUGCUUCUCCAAAUUUUACUCAACAGGCGGUGAAGAGCAAAAGGCCCCGACCUGUGGAUAUUCCUACAUCUGAGAUUACUACAAAUUCAGCUGCUUCAGCUUUUUGGUAUCAUGGAUCAACCCAAUCUCACGAGUUAGCCCACCUAGGGAGUACUAGUGAAGUCCAAAGCUCUGAAAGCCAUGUCUGGGCUAUGAGGCAGACGGAAAUUGAUAGCAAUCUUCUCCAUAAUAGCAGUAGUGCCUGUAAUUCAAGGGCACGACCAGAAGGAAUCUGGCCUUCUUCACCUCACGCGAGUGCUUCUCUCAACUUUUUUCCAGAUUCAACAGGGGAUGGCAAAUUUGCUACAAGGUCAAUUAUCUCUGGUUUUGCCUCUCCUAUACCAUCAAGGCAAAGCAAUGGCCUGAUAAAUGAGAAGGCGGAGAAGGGCAGAAAGUACGAGAACUCUGUAGGUUGCCGGCUGUUUGGAAUUGAUCUGACAAGCAACUCUGGUAUUGCUGCUCCACCAGAGAAGGAACCUGCAUAUCCAAUUGUUGAUUCUAAUGGCACCAAAGGACUUGUUCCAGCUGCAAGUGAGGUUGAGAAGGCCCAAACCAUGGAUGUUUCAAUGUCUUCAAAAGAACAGAAGCAAGUUGUAUCAGAGGCAUUGGCAAAGGAGUCACAAAGCAAGCAAGGCUCCACAGCCUCCACAAGAACUCGUACCAAGGUGCAAAUGCAAGGGGUUGCUGUUGGUCGCGCUCUUGAUUUAACAGUGUUGAAAGGGUACAGGGAUCUUAUAAAUGACCUGGAGAAAAUGUUUGAAAUCGAAGGAGAACUCUCCACACGCCAAAGAUGGGCAGUUGUGUUUACAGACGAUGAGGGCGAUAUGAUGCUUGUGGGUGAUGAUCCAUGGCCGGAAUUCUGUAAGAUGGUAAAGAAGAUAUUCAUAUAUUCAACUGAGGAAGUGAAGAAGAUGGGCACAAAAUGCAAGCUUCCGGCAUCUUCUUUUGAGGGUGAGGGGACUGUUGUAAGCAUGGAGUCGGAGCAUAGCUCGCACUUGUUUGGUAGAGGAGUGGAGGGAAGGAAGUAUGUUGGGUCUCUAGACUCUAGCAACUUUAUAUGUGAAACCAGCUUUGAGAACUGGACGAUGGGUUACGGACAUGAUCUGGCUCCAUUCUGGGAUAAUGUGGAAGCACUUUUUGCCUUUUUAUUUAUCGUGGCAUUCUAUAUUUUCAAAGAUGGUUUGGAAAAUGUCCUCAUUGCCGUGGUGAUUUUCACAUUGCCAUGGGAAAAACUAGCCGUUCAAGUGGAGAAGGAGAAAAAGAUUGAGAUUUUAAGAGCUGUAAAAUCCAAUCGACAAUGA